Dermatophagoides farinae (American house dust mite) is the source of this 841-nucleotide messenger RNA. RefSeq lists its product as uncharacterized. Gene Ontology annotation, molecular function: type 1 cannabinoid receptor binding. Lineage: Eukaryota; Metazoa; Arthropoda; Arachnida; Sarcoptiformes; Pyroglyphidae. Gene Ontology annotation, cellular component: plasma membrane. Gene Ontology annotation, biological process: negative regulation of signaling receptor activity. The record is from RefSeq and is a predicted model, not a curated record.
UUCGGGGAUUAGUUUGGAUUUAGUCGUGAUGAGCAUUUGGAAUUUCCAUUUAUUUUUCUCUAUUCUUUAUGUUUGACAUUGUCAUCGCACACAAAAAUGACGUUGAUAUGGCAAUUAAUCCACUAAUUAUUAUUAAUACUCAUGGAAAAAUACGGCAAUUUUUGGCAAUAAGAAUUCCAAUGCAUAGAACAUUGAAACCAGGAUGGUGAAAAAAUUAACUUGUUCCAUAUUUAUUGCCGAUCUUGGUGAUCGAUUAAAUUCAUCAUCUGCAUCAUCGAGUCAUCCAUCAAGAACGAUAUAUUUCAAGAAUGAUGGAACUAGAUUUGAGCCAAAUAUUUGUGCAUCAACGUUGAAAUUGUCGAAUGAGAAUCGUUAUCGUUUUAGAAUCGUUUUGAAAUCAACACCAUCAUCAAUCAGUGCCAUAAGAAUCAAUGAUAUUCCAAUGCAAUAUCAAUGUCGUUACGAUGACGAUGAUGAAUGCGUUGAAUUAUCAUUCGAAAUGGACGCAAGGCAAAUCAGUAUUGCCGCUAAUCAUGGUCGUACAAGAUUGAUCAUUCAAAUCGAUUUCAUGGAUUUUCAUCAUUUGGAUUUAGGUAUUCAAACAAAAUUCUAUGACCGUUGUGAUUCACAUUUAACAUGGGGACAACCGUUUCGAUCAUUGAUAGCAGAAGCAGAAUCAUCAUCAUCAUCAUUGAAAUUUAAUGACAAAAAUUUUGUAUUAACAAAAAUGAAUUUUUUAUCAAUGUAAUGAAACAAAAAUUGUUCUCACAUCGAUAGAUGGCGCUCAUGGUGAUGAUAUAUUUUUUUGAAAAUUAAAAACAUCAUCAUCAUCAUCAGGUUA